AUGUUUGAAAUAUCGUUGUUUGGAAAAUUAUUGUCAACGUUCAGUCAUUCUUAUCAUUUGAAUAAUACAGUGGAUCGUUUGCACUGGAAUAUUACAACAAUUGUUUUAAUUCUAUGCGUUUUGUUUAUUGGUGCGGAACAACAAUUUGGACAACCAAUACAAUGUAUGCUUCCAACACAUCUCGAUCAAAAUUCUUGGACCGAUUAUGGACAAUAUUAUUGUUUCACUCAAAAUACUUAUCGUUUGACAGAUAAUCAAACAUUACCGAGUGCAAGUAAUCGAGCAAAACUUCAUUUAAAUGUAAAUUAUUAUCAGUGGGUACCAUUUUUUCUCACAAUUCAAGCAUUGUGCUUCUACAUACCUGGUUGGCUAUGGAUGAUGUUACAACGUGGAUGCAUUUUUGACAUGGAAGCUGUGGUUCGUGAAGCUAUAUGCUUAAGAACAAUGUUCAAAUUUGAAGGUCGAAUAACGAGGCUAACAAAUUUAGUCAAAUAUAUUGCUUCUGGUCUGAAAAUGAAGAUGAAAAUGGAUAGGGGUAGAACAGAAUGUCAAAUGUCGAGAUCCGCAAGUAAAUUUUCAACUUUGCAAGCGAAAUGGUGCAAGCAUCCAUUGGACAAAAAGAAUGGCAUAUCAACUGCACUUUAUCUUUUUUCGAAACUCUUAAAUGUCAUAAAUAACAUAAUACAGCUCUACAUCAUUGGACGAUUUAUUGGUUUUAAUAAUUUUCCUUUGACUCUCACUAAAAUGCAAUUUACGUCAUCAUACUUUCCACUCAUAACAUUCUGCGAUAUGGAACGACAAACUUUAGGAAAAGUAGAGAUAAAUACAUUCCAAUGUGUUUUAAUGCUUAAUUUCAUCAAUGAAAAAAUCUUCUUUAUGCUCUGGUACUGGAUAUGUUUGCUAUUUGUCUUAUCAUUAACAGAUUUUAUAAUCACAUUGGUGCAAUGUUUGCGGCCACAAUGUCGUGAAGCUUUGAUAAAAUUCUAUCUGCAAGAAGGUGAAUUCGAUGACAACUACUUUUUGUUGUUGAAAGACAAAAGAUAUCUGCAUAUUUAUAUUAUGGAGUUUCUUGGCUUGGAUGGAGUAUUAUUAUUGCGUUUCAUUAACAAUCAUGCAGGUAUUAAAGUUACACGAGAUAUCACAGUCGGUUUAUGGCACUGUUUUCGUGGUUUUUAUCAGGUAAUUUUUUAUCAUUCGUUCAUUUUAUGA
Brugia malayi is the source of this 1209-nucleotide messenger RNA. RefSeq names its product Innexin inx-14, putative (gene Bma-inx-14). Gene Ontology annotation, molecular function: gap junction channel activity. The record is from RefSeq and is a predicted model, not a curated record. NCBI's taxonomy places the organism in Eukaryota, Metazoa, Nematoda, Chromadorea, Rhabditida, Onchocercidae. The transcript has 10 exons. Gene Ontology annotation, cellular component: gap junction; plasma membrane. Bases 1 to 1209 code for a protein of 402 amino acids.